This is a messenger RNA of Dermatophagoides pteronyssinus (European house dust mite), 1442 nucleotides long. It is a transcript of the gene RIC-3, whose product is annotated as RIC3 acetylcholine receptor chaperone. Gene Ontology annotation, cellular component: intracellular membrane-bounded organelle; neuronal cell body; neuron projection. NCBI's taxonomy places the organism in Eukaryota, Metazoa, Arthropoda, Arachnida, Sarcoptiformes, Pyroglyphidae. The record is from RefSeq and is a predicted model, not a curated record. Gene Ontology annotation, biological process: synaptic transmission, cholinergic; protein localization to cell surface.
AACCGAAAUCAGAUUCAUUCGAAAAUCUGAUCUGCGAAUUUUUUUUUGUAGCAAAUCCAAUUAAGAUGUAAACAAUUGGAUGAUAUCCAUAUAUCUUAUAUAUAGUUUUUUUCGGUUAUUCAUUCGAACAAUUUUAUCCAUUAUAAACAUCAUUAAUAAUAAUAAUCUAUUGGAAAUAUGUCGUCAUCAGCAUCGGAAACAAUUGAAACACCAAUCUCAUCGAAUGGAAUAAGUAAUUUUAAAAGUUUAUGCAUUGUUAUCGUUGUCAUCGGUUGUUUUGCUGUUUUAUGGCCAAAAAUUUUCUAUCCAAUGCUUUUAUAUGGUUUAAGAUGGGAUUCUCGACAAUCGUCCGAAAAUGCUGCAGCAAACAACUAUAUGCUACCACCAAAAGUAUUGGAAGCGAUGAGACAAUCUCCAAAUAAAAAUACGCAACCACAAAAACUUCCCGGAAGGCCCCAAUUUUACACCGGUAAACGUGAAAUUUUGACUGGCGUAGGUGGUAGCCAAAACAGUGUAUGGAAUGUAUUUGUUCCAUUAUAUGCCUUGAUUUUGAUCGUUAUCUUUAUGUACGCUUUAUUUAAGUUAUCACUAAAAUCUGAUGAUUAUGAUCAAUCAACGACAACAACCAAAGGAUCUCAUCAAAAAAAAUCAUUAUGGUCAUCAUUACAUGAUCCUAAAGAAUGUCGUGAAUGUCAAUAUGAUUUAUUAAGACAUGAAUAUACAUACAAACGUUAUGAUCCAUUCAUGUCGCGUAGUUCAUAUCGAACAUUCGAUUAUUAUGGACGUAGAAACGUCAGCCGAAUUAUGCAUUCAUUAGUGGAAGAUGUUAAAACAUUUCGUGAUAAUCUAAUUAGAACGGAAAAAUGUUCAUGUAAAUUGGCUGAUUGUGAAAAAGAUGGCGAUCAAGCGAAAAGUUCUCUUGAGACGGAUAAACAAAUCAACGAUCAACAGAUAAAGCAAAACGAAAACGAUAAUGAAGAAGAACAACAAAAACAACAGGAUUCAAAAGUCUCAAAAGAAGAAAAUUCGAUGACAGAAAAUCAUUGCAUUUAUAAUAUGAAAAACAUUAAUGUGACAGCACAGCAGGAUCACAGUGAUGAUGAUGAUGAUGAUGAACAAAUUGAUCAUGCAAUGGCAGAAGAUUGCCAUGAGAAUAAUGACAAAAAUAGAAAUGAAGACGAGAAGGAAAAUGAAGAAAAUAUUAUCAAAAAAACAAAUGCUGUUGAAAUUUUGAACAACAAACAUUAUCGAAUGAUGCGAAAACGCAUCAUUGAUAAUUUCAGGACAAAAAUUUUCAAAGACAAAUGCAAUGACGAAUUAAAUGAUUUCGAACAGCAAUCGAAAAGUUCAUCAUCAAAAUUGGUACGAAGAAUCAAUCAUAAACUGGAAAAAUUUAUGCAUUUGAAGAAAAAAUGAACAAAUUCUCAUUAAGAUGACAUAAU